UCUCAAGCUGUUCAACCAUGAAGAAAGGGUUAGUGCUCGGAAUUUAUGAAACAGAAAAAAAAGACGAAAAUGAAAAGAUUAAUUUAACACCAACAGCAAGUAAAUACAAUGAAAUUUGUGAUGGAAAGCUACUCAAACAAAUUAAGUUGAGGAACUAAGCGGAGAAAUCGUGAAAAAAAAUUCUAUUUGCUGGCAAAUGAACUUUUAAUUUUAAAAAAGCGUUUAAUUAUCGAAAAAAAUAAAAUAAAAAUGGCAACUGGAGAAGCUGGAAGUAGUGGAGGAACCGUUCUCCAUGGAAUCGGCGGAACAAUUGAGGAUAAAAACAACGAUUUUCUUUGUCCAAUUUGCUUUGAAUUGAUAUUCGAAGCACAUAUAACUCGUUGUGGUCACACAUUUUGCUAUCGAUGUAUAACAAAAUCCCUUGAAAUUAAUGGCAGGUGUCCUAAGUGUAGUGAUAUUUUAGGACAACAGGAUAUAUUUCCAAAUUUUCUUUUAAAUGAAUUAGUCUCCAAGUACAAAACUCGUAUUAAAAAAGUUGCGGAAUUAAAUUUUUCCGAAGGAAAAGUAAAAUCUGGUAUUGAAAUUGUACCGCCUAAUGAUGGACUACGAGAUUUUGUUGCUACAGAAAGUGCAAAUCUCACAUUACCCGAUGUUAAUGUAAUGUUGGAAGUUCUUACACAAAGGAAACAAUUACUUGAGGCAGAAUCGUGUGCAGCACAAAAUAAACUUCUUCAUGAAUUUUUACAAAAUGUCCUUCAACAAAAAGAAGAGCGCGGUCGUCAAUUACAUAACGAGAUUGCCCUCAUUAAAAAAGAUAUGGAAAUUGUGGAAAAUAUUCUUCGUGAUGUACAAAUGAAAUGUCCACGUGUUGAAAAUCUUAAGGCUCCAAGUGCCAAUGAUUCGGAACAAAUAUCAGAUAUGAGAAAAGAAAUGAUAAAUAUAAUAAAUAAUAUUGAUUCAAAUAUGGUGAAACCAAACGAUGGUGAGACCAUGAGUUCAUCAUUGGCAAUUCGUCGUAAAAGAAUGCAUGCACAUUUUGAUGAUUUUGUUCAAUGUUACUUUGAUACAAGAGCAAAGGAACAUUUAUUUAAUCAAGGAAAAACACCAAGUCAAGAUCCAUUGUCGCAAACAAGUUCGGGUCUUGAUAUUUUUCGUGAGAAUUUGGUAAAAUUCUCAAGAUACAAUUCUUUAAGACCUUUGGCAACUUUAAAUUAUUCAUGGGAAAUUUUUAAUAAUCCAACAAUUGUUUCGAGUAUUGAAUUUGAUAAGGAUAAUGAAUUUUUUGCAAUUGCGGGCGUGACGAAGAGAAUAAAAAUUUUUGAUUAUGGUGCCGUGAUUCGAGACACGGUUGAUAUUCAUUAUCCUUGUGUUCAAAUGGUAUCGGAUUCGAAAAUUUCCUGUAUCUCUUGGAAUUCUUAUCAUAAGAAUAAAUUAGCCUCGUCUGAUUAUGAGGGAAUUGUUGCCGUUUGGGAUGCAGAGGCUGGACAGAAGACAAAAGUUUUUCACGAACAUGAAAAAAGAUGUUGGUCAGUGGAUUUUAAUAAUAUGGAUAGUCGAUUAAUUGCUUCGGGUUCAGAUGAUGCGCGUGUAAAACUUUGGUCAUUAAAUAUGGAUUAUUCAUUUGCAUCGUUGGAUGCAAAAGCCAAUGUUUGUUGUGUCAAAUUUAAUCCACAAAGUUCUCAUCAUUUGGCAUUUGGAUCGGCUGAUCAUUGUGUACAUUAUUAUGAUUUAAGGAACAUGAAGGAGGCACUUUGUGUAUUUAAAGGACAUCGAAAGGCUGUGUCGUAUGUGAAAUUUCUAAAUAAAGAAGAAAUUGUUUCGGCGAGCACAGAUUCACAAUUAAAAAUGUGGAAUAUAAAUAAUCCGCAUUAUUUGAGAUCGUUUGUUGGCCAUGUGAAUGAAAAGAAUUUUGUUGGUUUAGCGACCGAUGGAGAUUACAUUGUCAGCGGUUCGGAAAACAAUGCCGUUUAUGUUUAUUACAAAAGACUAUCAAAGCAGCUUUUAUCGUACAAAUUUGGACCAGCGAGAAGUCUUUUAGAAUUUCAAGAGAGGAGAGAAGAGGAUCUCAAUGAAUUUGUUUCUGCAGUAUGUUGGCGACAAAAUUCUAAUGUCAUUGUUGCUGCCAAUUCACAGGGAUUGAUUAAAAUUUUAGAAUUAGUCUAAAAUGAAAACUCCUUAUUUAUAUAGAAUUUAUGAACAUUAUUUUAAAUUCCUUUUUUUUUGGUAAAAAAAAUAUGUACUGAUGCUUUAGAAUCUUAUUGAAUUUAAAGCCAAUGAAUAAGGCCUUACUUAAUUAAAAGUUAAAGCCUAAUUUUAAUAAAUAAAAGUCCACAAUGUGAUAAACAACGACAAAAUGUUAAGAUUAUAAUUUGUCCAAUAAUAAUAAUAAUUUUAAUCGAAAUGAAUGUGGAAAAUUCAUUAAUUAUAAGUCACGAAGCACAAAAACAAUUUAUCAUUCAAUUUAUUGAUAAUGAUAUAAUGCUUUAUGACUUGUGCAAGAGACUUAAAAUGAAAAUUAAUAGUUUUUACUCGUUUUCUGCGAUUGUAUCAAAAUAAUUCUUACAGUACAAUCUAGAAUAAAAAAAUGAAAAUUAAUGAUAAUAAUCGCAGAAAAAUGUUCUUUACACUUUAAAGAUACGUAGAUAAUGAAUGUAUCAUUCGUUUGAUUCGUUACAUUGUUGUAAUUUUUAUUAUUUUUUUUUU
Leptopilina boulardi is the source of this 2703-nucleotide messenger RNA. Its product is annotated as E3 ubiquitin-protein ligase COP1-like. Gene Ontology annotation, cellular component: cytoplasm. Gene Ontology annotation, molecular function: protein binding; metalloaminopeptidase activity; ubiquitin protein ligase activity. Bases 250 to 2163 code for a protein of 637 amino acids. The transcript has 3 exons. The record is from RefSeq and is a predicted model, not a curated record. Gene Ontology annotation, biological process: proteasome-mediated ubiquitin-dependent protein catabolic process. NCBI's taxonomy places the organism in Eukaryota, Metazoa, Arthropoda, Insecta, Hymenoptera, Figitidae.